Molecule: messenger RNA, 1773 nt
Organism: Perca flavescens (yellow perch)
Lineage: Eukaryota; Metazoa; Chordata; Actinopteri; Perciformes; Percidae
Product: heparan-alpha-glucosaminide N-acetyltransferase
Exons: 18
Coding region: 16-1773 (585 amino acids)
Source: RefSeq, a predicted model, not a curated record
UUUUCAAGUGACAACAUGGAGCCCAGGAGACCGCUACACGCAAGUCUAACUUUGUUAAUCCUUGUUACCAGCAGCCAUGGAGGACACUUAAAACCAGGGCCCACUCUAAAAAUGGACCAGGCUUUGUUAACGUUUCAUAACCAGCUGACGGAAGAAGUGGAGGUGUUCUACACGUCAGAUUCCUGCUACAAGUGUGUGUACCAGCAUUUGGUCACUGUGAAGCCCAACAACAACAAUGCAUCUGCCGUGAUCAGCACUAAAUUCCCUCUGACUCUGCAAGUGGAGUGGACCAGGAAUGUAACUCUUUGCAGUUGGAGUCAGACAUAUGGAGAAGGUGGUCAUUACUCUGUUUGGAUCCAGAUGUCUGAGGCAGCCAGUAACCCCAGCUGCACCGACGCUGUGGAUAAAAGACCAAACAAUGCACACCUGCCUCUUCUGGUGGGAGCUCUCUCUCUGGCCAUAAUCGCUCUCUUAUUUGUUGGGGCACCCUACAUCUACAGGAGGCGUUGUACGUCAAAAUGUAUUAGGACCAUUUGCUGCCAAGGCCCACAGUACUCAGUGGAUAAUGACGGAGCACAGGCUGUUGAAGCUGAGCACAACACCACUAAAGCUAAACCAACACGUCUGCGCUCCCUGGAUACUUUCCGAGGGUUUGCACUGACAGUGAUGGUGUUUGUGAACUAUGGUGGAGGAGGCUACUGGUUCUUUCAACAUGCACCAUGGAAUGGCCUAACUGUGGGAGAUCUUGUUAUGCCAUGGUUUGUGUUCAUCAUUGGGACUUCAGUGAUGUUGGCUUUCAGAUCCAUGCAGAGAAGAGGAGUUAGCCGCCAGCAGCUGCUGCGCAAAAUCACCUGGAGAACAGCCGUCCUCGUGAUGCUCGGCUUCUGCUUUAUCAACUACUCUCCAAGAGACGGACCACGUAAUGUCCUGGUCCUGGCUGAGGAUCCCUGGAGUGCUGCAGCGUCUGGGCUUUACCUACUUUGUUCUGUCUCUCCUAAUCACUGGUGGAACCCUGUCCAGGAUGUGGUCCUUUAUUGGCCACAGUGGCUGAUUAUCAUCCUGCUGGAGACUCUGUGGCUUUGCAUCACUUUGCUCAUGCCUGUACCCAACUGCCCCACAGGGUAUUUGGGAGCUGGUGGAAUCGGUGAUAACGGUCUUUACCCAAACUGCACUGGAGGCGCAGCAGGAUACAUUGAUAGAUGGAUGUUUGGGGAUAACAUGUACAGAUACCCUACAUGCAAAGAAAUAUAUCGCACCACACAGCCCUUUGACCCAGAGGGGUUUCUGGGUACAAUCAACUCCAUUGUCAUGGGAUUCCUGGGGAUGCAGGCGGGGAAAAUUAUCAUUUUCUACAGGGGGGCGAACGUCCGCAUCCUCUGUCGAUUCCUUGUGUGGGCCGUCAUCCUGGGAAUCUCUGCAGCCAUCCUUUCUAAGUGCACACGAGACGGAGGAUUUAUACCUGUCAAUAAAAACCUUUGGUCGUUGUCCUAUGUGAUGUGUAUGGGCUGUUUCUCCUUCCUGCUGCUUGGAGGCAUGUACUUUGUCACUGAUAUCAAGGGCUGGUGGGGUGGACAGCCAUUCAUAUACCCAGGGAUGAACUCCAUCUUUGUAUAUGUUGGCCACUCUCUCCUGGGUUUCUACUUCCCGUUCAGCUGGGAGAUGCGCUUCCAGGAGAGCCACUGGGAGUGGCUCUUCCAAAGCCUGUGGGCAACUGCACUGUGGGUGCUCAUCGCUUACAUGCUGUACAGGAAGAAAUUCUUCCUCAAAAUAUAA